AGAAAACAUUCAGAGUUAUCACGUGAUUCGCAAAAUGGCUGAUGGAGUGGAACCUCCCCCAUUCGACAAUGAUGAAGAUGAAGUCAAAGAAGAUGAUGAUUUGUUUUCUGAUGCCAAGGAGAAACCAUCCUCUCCAGAAACAGAGAAAUCCCCAGAACAUGUCUAUAGUAGACCACCUGUGAUUGAUAAAUCUUCUGAUGAUGAAGAUAAAGAUGAGGAUGAAGAUCUUUUUAAAGGUGGUAGUUCUGAAAUUAAGUUAGACUCUGAUGAAGAUGCUGAAGAAGAGAACAUUACAAAGAAAACGCCAGAGCCUAAGCCUAAUGCUGCAGUUGGAGCCACUGCUAAAGAAUCGACACCACAGAUUCCUAUCUCACAGGCAGUAACAGCAAAGACAAAAGUAGCAGCUCCUUCUUUGAAGAAUGAUGAUGUAGCAGAAAGUUCUGAUGACAAGGAAGUUUAUGAGAUUGAUAUUAAAAUAACUGAAACAUUGAAAAUGGGAGAUGGAAUGUCAGCCUACAUAGUGUAUAAAAUAGUCAGUAAGACCACUAACCCAAAUUACAGACGUCCUGAAAAUGCAGUUCUUCGACGUUUUAGUGACUUUUUGGGCAUGCAUGCCAAAUUGGCUGAUAAACAUGUGCCUUUGGGAAUUAUUGUGCCACCUGCUCCAGAAAAAAGUGUUAUUGGUAUGACAAAAGUUAAGAUGUCCAAAGAGGAAUCAGGUUCAUCAGAUUUUGUAGAAAGACGUCGAGCUGCGCUUGAAAGAUUUCUUAUUCGCACUGCAGCACACCCAACACUGGCUAGUGAUCCAGAUUUUAUUGAAUUUCUUGCAAAAGAUGGGGACCUUCCAAAGUCUACUAGCACUUCUGCUUUGAGUGGAGCUGGUGUCAUGAGAUUGUUUCAUAAAGUCGGAGAGUCCUUUGAGAAAAUUACCUUGAAGGUUGACGAGAGUGAUGAGUGGAAUCAAGAGGUGGAGUGGUUUGAAGAGAAACAACAGCAAGUUGAGGCAUUAGAUAUACAGCUGAGAAAACUUCAUACCAAUAUAGAGACUCUCUCACAGCAUCGUAAAGAGUUGAGUCAAAGCACUGCAGUAUUUGCCAAAAGUGCAGCGAUGCUUGGGAAUGUAGAAGAACAUACUGCACUCUCACGGGCAUUGUCGCAACUGGCUGAGACCGAAGAAAAAAUUGAGCAGAUGCACAAAGAGCAGGCAGAGGCAGAUUUCUUUGUAAUGGCAGAGUUGAUGAAGGACUAUGUCGCUCUUAUGGGGGCUGUCAAAGAUGUUUUCCAUGAGAGAAUCAAGACAUACAAACUUUGGAAAGAUGCAGAAGCCACUCUGGGCAAGAAGAGAGAGAACAAGGCCAAGCUAGAGAUGCAAAACAAAACUGAUAAAAUAUCACAAGCUAAAGCUGAGAUUGAAGAGUGGGAGCAAAAGGUUGAAAAGGGACAAGAAGACUUUGAAACUAUUUCUAAAAACAUAAAAAAAGAGAUGGUGAGGUUUGAAAAACUUCGAGUCAAUGAUUUUAAAGAAAGUGUGAUUAAAUAUCUUGAAGUACUUAUGGACAACCAAGAAAAGCUCAUAAAAUACUGGGAAACCUUCCUGCCAGAGGCCAAAGCAAUAGCCUAGACCCCGAAUGUUUUUUAGCUUUGAUAAAUAAAUGUUUGAAAAUGUGAGUGUAAACUGUAAUCUGUGCGGUAUGAAAGUGGAUGGGAGGGCCGUUUUAAGCUCUCGUUUGAAAUUUAAUUUCCAAAUUAAAAAAACAAUUUUGUAUAAAUCUCCAUUCACUGCAUUUGUAGUAUUUAGAUGAAGAAUUUAUCAUAGUUCAAAAGUUUGGGACCAUAGGUAAUGAGUGUUUGGAUUUAUGCUAAAAAAAAUAGCAUAAUUACUGUAAUGUGCAGUUUAUUAAAUGGUGUUAAAUAUUCCAUAAAAAAUGUAUUAGUUGUGCUGUUUCAAUUGUACUGUUAUUUUUCCACCAUUAUUUAUUUUCCAAACAAUUUACAAUGAUUAUAUAAAUAAAUGAAAAUGUUAAUGUGAAUUUUCUUGGAUGUUUUAAUGAUUCAAAUUAAGUUAUUAUUUUUGUUAUACAUUGGGAUUUAUUUUUUUUUAAUGAUUGGUGAACACUGUCAGUGUAUUUUCAAACUUAAUUAAAACCAUACAUUAACUGUUUAAUAAUUUACUUUUAAAUGGGUCUCAGUCAAAUUUCUGUAGUAGUUGCUUAACAAACACUUUUCUCAAAAAAUAUUUAUGCUUUAUUUUAUUUAAAAUAGGGAUACUAAAUUCAAAAGUAAAAAAAAAAAAAAGAAAUCAGUACUUAUUUAAAGAAAUUUUUUUUUAACUUCUGUAUCAAAAAAUUAAUUUAUUUGUACAUGCUUAGCAGUUGUUUUUACAAUGUAUAUUCUUUAAAUGUUUUCACUGUGUAUGUUCAUUUACCAGCAUAAAGCAUACAUCAAUAUAUAUUUGUAUUGUGAUACAUUUUGUGCAAGAGAUAUUAGAACACUGAAACCUGGAUGUUUUAGCUUCAUUAGAAUAACAACUUGUGGUACUCUAUAAGCAAAUCAAUUGUGUUAACAGAACAUUUCUUUAUUUCCUACUGUGUGUCAGCUUGAUAUUCAAACUGGGCUGUACACGCUUCGCAGUUGCACAUUCGUUUUUCAUUUUAUUGCUGUUUUCUUUUUCAUUGAAAAAUUUUACACAAUUUAUUUUAACAUUGUUUUAUUAAGAAUUAAAAGUGUUUGAAGACGUU
Molecule: messenger RNA, 2738 nt
Organism: Physella acuta
Lineage: Eukaryota; Metazoa; Mollusca; Gastropoda; Physidae
Product: sorting nexin-2
Biological process (GO): early endosome to Golgi transport
Cellular component (GO): endosome membrane; endosome
Molecular function (GO): phosphatidylinositol binding
Source: RefSeq, a predicted model, not a curated record